Molecule: messenger RNA, 1802 nt
Organism: Nematostella vectensis (starlet sea anemone)
Lineage: Eukaryota; Metazoa; Cnidaria; Anthozoa; Actiniaria; Edwardsiidae
Exons: 4
Coding region: 125-1129 (334 amino acids)
Biological process (GO): peptidyl-tyrosine sulfation
Cellular component (GO): Golgi apparatus
Molecular function (GO): protein-tyrosine sulfotransferase activity
Source: RefSeq, a predicted model, not a curated record
UCUGAUACUGUUUGUCGUGCGUGACCUACUGACAAAGCGAGCAUCCACACUACAUGGCAGCGUUGUGAAAAGGAACCCUUAAAACCUCCUAGUGUUUGUAAUAGCCUCGUUAACUUACCGCGAGAUGGUUCGAAGACUUUGUUACAUGUGUGCCUUGGCUGUUGUUAUAUUGACUGGUCUCAUGUUAUGGCACGAAACAGGGACUGUGCGAAAAAUCAACUACACACAAAAAUCGAAAUCCCCCAAAUCCAAAGCGUUGAUCCAGGCUAGAAAGUCCAUAUUUGGCAGUUCGAUCGCUAAGGUGUAUGAUCACGUGAAUACGUUCGUGGUUUUCAUUGGCUAUCCCCGUAGUGGCCACACCCUUGUCAGCUCUUUGAUUGACGCGCAUCCUCAUGCUAUCAUCGCUAACGAGUUCGACAUUAUCGGGAACUGGCUCGCCUGGAACGAUGAACAGAGAAACAAGUAUUUCCUGUUUGACCAGUUGUACAAGAAUUCCCGAACGGAAGCUAAGACAGGGCUGCGUUCCUCCGUGAAACACAUGUUUAAUUAUUCCGUGAAAGGGCAGUUUCAAGGAAAGUUUAAAGGGAGUCUGAAGGUGAUUGGCGCCAAGAAGGGCGGGAAAUUGACGAAACAGCUGACAAAACAAAAGCAGGCUGACGUCAUGGACCAGAUCAUGAAGACGGUAGGAGUCGAAUUCAAGUUUCUCCACGUGGUCAGAAAUCCGUUCGAUAACAUCGCCACCAUGCUACUGAGGUCCAAGAAACUGCGUUACGCCGUCAAAAAGAAUCAGUCCAAAAAGUUAAAUGACACAUCCGCCUUGGAGCGCGAGAUUGUGCGCUAUUUCGACCUGGUGGCGCGGAACCAAAUCCUCAUCCGCAAGUACAAACACAACCUCCAUGAGAUCCAAAGCACAGACCUUAUCAGCAAACCACGGGAAACACUACGUCGCGUCUGCAGCUUUCUAAACCUGACCUGCAGUAAGAAAUACUUGGAUGACUGUGCAAAGAUUGUCUACAAAAGGCCUUCCAGGACGAGGUAUAGUGUAGUGUGGACGGACACUCAGAUACGACGGACUCUUUCGACUUUGAAGAGAUUUGCCUUCCUGAAAAAUUUCACCUUUACGUCUUAGAGAAUGUGUUGAUGGUAGAACAAAGAAUCUUAUAAAAGGAUGUGAUUGUGGGGGUUGGGGUGGUGGGGGGAGAAUCUUAGAGAAUGAAGUGAUGGGAGGCUCAGUUUAAACGUCGUAUUAUCCAUCAGCCGUAUUAAAUGCAAAUGCAUACAAAUGAAGAUAAAACAAUCGACUCGAUUCAUUUGCAUUGAAUACGGCUCAUGGAUAAUACAAAUUGGAACUUAGCCUUAGAGAAUAAACUGAUGGUGAAAGAUUGUGAUCUCGUCGCCUGGAGAGAGACUUAGCUUAUGCUUCGUUGACACUCAACAAUAUAUGUUUUCUCCCUAAAUUAAUCCUUUAGGCGAGCCUCCUUUCUGAGAACAGUGAUCUUGGUCGCGGUCUCUCUACAAAUAAAUGUAUGACAGAAGGAAAAAAAAACUUAAAAACAAUAUUGAAAGUGGCUGAAAAGUAUCGAUUAAUGCAGCAGCAGCAUCUUCAAUGGCAUAAGCAAACAAUGAAAACCGACGACAAUAGUAAUAUAAACAGCAACAACAACAACAAAAAGUCAAAAUUUACAACAGCACAAAGACAAUCAAGCCUAAUACUACUACAAUAGUAUUUACAGCAUCGACAAAAACAAGCACAAAGUUCGUUUAUUAUUUUUUCUUAUUUAAAAUAAAUUAUAAUAAUUGUU